UUUACUGGCAGUGUUGUGGGGUUUACGCACGGGAACGGAACGCGCUUUGCGAACCCUACAGAACUACUGAAGUCUUUAUCGGUUAUACGGUAAAUUAAAUAAUCGCAGUAGCAGGAUUGUGGAAUCCUGGGGGCGGCCUCUCAGCAUCGGCCAGAGUAAACGAGUGUUUCCGGAAACCGCUACCCUUUCACCUGGCCCAGGACUCUUCCGCGCAAGCUAAGCCUGCAUAUUUUACAGAUGUAAAUCUGCCGGAGGCGUUUCCGGUGAGGUCCUCGCGUCCCUCUGUCCCACGAAGUCCGAGGUUGUGGAAUACUUUAAUCCGCCGAACUCUAGGACCACUCCCCGCGGUUCGCAGCGGGACUGGUGCCCGGCUCCGCCCAGCUGUAAUUGUUGCAGCAUCAUUGGUUUGAGAGUCUCCAGCGGACAGCACCGCAAGCCAAUGGGAAGCCGUCCUUCUCCGGCGGCCGAGCUGUGAGAGCCAGAACUUCUUUCCUGCUCCAGCAACAUGAGGCUUUUCUUGUGCAACGCGGUCCUGACGCUGUUGGUCACUUCUUUGAGUGGGGCUCUGAUCCCUGAACCAGAAGUGAAGAUUGAGGUGCUUCAGAAGCCUUUCAUCUGCCAUCGCAAGACCAAAGGGGGGGAUUUGAUGUUGGUCCAUUAUGAAGGCUACUUAGAAAAGGAUGGCUCCUUAUUUCACUCUACUCACAAACAUAACAACGGUCAGCCCAUUUGGUUUACCUUGGGCAUCCUGGAGGCUCUCAAAGGUUGGGACCAGGGCUUGAAGGGAAUGUGUGUAGGAGAGAAGAGAAAGCUCACCAUUCCUCCUGCCCUGGGCUAUGGAAAAGAAGGAAAAGGUAAAAUUCCCCCAGAGAGUACACUGAUAUUCAACAUUGAUCUCCUGGAGAUUCGAAAUGGACCAAGAUCUCAUGAAUCAUUCCAAGAAAUGGAUCUUAAUGAUGACUGGAAACUUUCUAAAGCUGAGGUUAAAGUGUAUUUAAAGAAGGAGUUUGAAAAGCAUGGUGCAGUGGUGAAUGAAAGUCAUCAUGAUGUUUUGGUGGAGGAUAUUUUUGAUAAAGAAGAUGAAGACAAAGAUGGAUUUAUAUCUGCCAGAGAAUUUACAUAUAAACAUGAUGAGUUAUAGAGAUACAUGUUCCCAUUUUAUAUGGCAUGCAUCCUUAAAGACAGGGCAACCAUUUUUUAAAAAAGUCUUACUUUUAAAUAAUGUGCUGUUCUUGUUCUGUUUUUUAUUUUUAUAUAUUUUUCUGAAUAUUAUUCGAAGAAGCCCUUAGGAUUCCUAAAUGCCCAUUUCUUUCUGGUGAGUUAUUGGGAAGAAAAAAUUAAUUUGUCUUUGAAUAGAAGACUUCUGGACUAUUUUCUGCUUUCACAUAUGAAGCCGUCUGUUUUACUUGUUUUACUUGUAAUUUUAAAAUAUCGCAGCUGGGAGCAUGUCCAACAUAAGACCAGGUUAUAGCACACAUCAGCUCCCUCUAUUUCUACUUCCCUCUAUUUUCUCCAAGUUAGAUACUGACAUUUGUGCAAUAGCCCAAGGCUUAAACAGUGUGUCUGUAACUGCUUUUGAGUCUGUUUAAGCAAAGAGGAAAUGGUUGUUGAACUGGCCUUGUGAACAGACACUGCUCUACUGAGGAGAUGUGCAAUGCUGAAGUGAGUAACAGAGUUAAUGACUUAUAAAUAUGUAUACAUUGAAACCUUCUGCCCAGGACUUAAGGUGUAUAAGGUUCCGUUCCUAGGGACUAAUAACCUAUAAUGAUUAAUAGGACAAAUUAUUUAUGUGUCUGGUUUUUUGUAAUAAGGUGUCAAAAUUUUGUAACUGAGAAACAGAGUGUAUUUAGUCAGUGCUUACUUUUUAAGUCUAGCCAGUGACCCUUCCUGGUUUAUUAAUGAAUAAUAUCUAUAACUAGCGUAUUAUACUACAAUAACAUUGUAUCAUGAGCGAAACUUAUAAGCCAAUCAAAAAUUUCCCAUUUCUGCUUAUCAAAAUAUGACACAGACCCACAGCAGCUACUGUUGCAUAGAGAUCUGUCCUGGGUUAAACAAAAAUGGGUGAUUUUAUAAUUUUACCUGAAAUUGGCUUUUAUCCUUAUUACUUUGAAAAAGCCCCCAAAUCUCCAUUUAUUAAGAAGAGUUCUUUAUCAUUCACAGAGUGAUCUCAAGUACAUCGUUGUCUUUGAUUUUCAUUGUUCUGAAGCCUAUGAACAAGGCUGGUGGAUCUUUAGUGUACCUAUUUUAUAGAUGAGGAAAUUAUUCUUCAAAGAGAUUGUUUUGCCCGAGGUCAACAGCUAAUGUGUGCAACAAGAUUGCAGUCCCCAAGUUCAGUAUCUUAAAUUGCCCUCCUUUGACUUCAUUGGGCCUCAUUCUGUCUUCAGUUUGUUCUAACAGUCAAUGCUGUUUUUUGUCUUUGGGUCCUUAUCCUUUGAAGAUGGUUUACUGGCUGUUUUGGGUGCUUUUGAAUUCUUCCUCAAAGUAGAAAUGGCUCUGGUUUCAUUGUUGGGGUUAGCACUGAAUUGCCUCAAAAACCCUGUACUGUGAGAGGGUCCAGGGGUGUGUCUUAGUUCUUUCAUUCUUGUUUACCUCUAGAUUUUUUUGGUUUUUGGUUUUCUUUUUAGAGAAUUACAAAUAAUUAUUAUAUCAUAUACAGGCCAUUUUCACUAGUUGUAUAUUGCAUUUCCCUCACUAAAACAUAAAGGUCUUGGGAAGAACGUAUAUAACACCUUUUCCUGAUGAAGUCAGCUAUAUGUAGAAAACUCUUAAAUUGUCACUGCUAUUUUCCUCAACCUGGAGGACUUAUGAACCACAAUGCUGAAAGCCUUAUGCUGUGUUCAUUGGGAAAGAAUGACCUCGUCAUGUGGUGCUACUUUGUAUAGACAUUACUGUGAUGCUUUCUCUGAUUGAGCAGGAAAAGUCAAAAGAAUUUUGAUUAUUUGGGCAGCAUAUUUCUUUUUUUUUUUUUUUUUAAGAUUUUAUUUAUUUAUAUGACAGAGAGAGACAGCGAGAACAGGAACACAAGCAGGGGGAGUGGGAGAGGGAGAAGCAGGCUUCCCACGGAGCAGGGAGCCCGAUGUGAGGCUUGAUCCCAGGACCCUGGGAUCAUGACCUGAGCUGAAGGCAGACGCUUAACGACUGAGCCACCCAGGCACCCAUAUUUCUUUAUCUCAUGUGAAUUUACGUCAAUGCCCAUCUAAAUACUUAGACACAAGUAUGAAAUGAAAGUAAAUAAAUAAGUUAUGAUUGUUUUUAAGUAUCUGCCUUUGGUUUAGCUGCAACUUUAUGUCUUUCCAUUCAUGGGAAUAAUCAGACAUGAAUGGCGACCUCACUUGUAAUAUAAUUUGACUCAUUAAUAUUGCUAGAUGUGUCCUAUUUAAAUUUAUAUGACUAUGUUGUAUUUUCAAAAUAAACUUUAUUUG
This is a messenger RNA of Mirounga angustirostris (Northern elephant seal), 3422 nucleotides long. It is a transcript of the gene FKBP14, whose product is annotated as FKBP prolyl isomerase 14. Bases 506 to 1141 code for a protein of 211 amino acids. Gene Ontology annotation, molecular function: peptidyl-prolyl cis-trans isomerase activity; calcium ion binding. The record is from RefSeq and is a predicted model, not a curated record. Lineage: Eukaryota; Metazoa; Chordata; Mammalia; Carnivora; Phocidae. The transcript has 5 exons.